UGGCUAUUAAAUGGCACCAGGGCUGAGGAACUUCUGUGUUGCCUUCUUUACCAACAGCAUGGCAUCAACAUCUCUUUUGCAGCGCUUUAAUAGUGUUUCAUUUUGGACUCUGUGGCCAUUGUAAUUACAACCUCUUUGAUGGAUUUUGCACCUUAGUUAUGAGGCUCUCUAACUACACCAGACAGGCACCAUGCAGUCAUGUUAUAGUAAACAAGCCGUUAACAUCAUUGUUGAACAUUGGCCUUCAGUCACCAUCAAUAUUCUGUUAAUUGAAAUAUGACAGAAGCCAAACUAGGGCUGCGUUUACACAAGCUGACCAAUUAUUUAUUUUUUUACCAAUCAGAUAAGCUCUUUUGCAAAUAAUUGGUCAAAAUAUCAGAAUAAGGCUGCCUGAGUAAACGGAGCAUAAGAACAAAGCACGUACAUUUUGGUGAUUUAUACCUCCUCGUGGCGGACAGACGGGAAGUUGGAUGCAUGUGGAAAAUGUUAGGCGCUAUAAUAUGUUGUAACUGAUUAUGAUCACUCACUUAAACCUGUACAAAAGUUUUGUAUCAGUUGAAAAAGUAUGUUUUACCAGAACAGAUAUGCUAUGUUUUACUAUAAAUUUGUAUGAUGCUCUGAUUCAAGUAGUAACAAAUCCCGCAUUGCUUCUCCACUCCUCUGAUGUUCAACGAACAUAAACAUGAUUGGUGGUGAUGAUGCGAGUGGCGGGAUAAACAACCAAUGGAGAUAACAUAGUCUUCACUCAAGCUACGCCCUCCUACGCGCUUCUCAUCUGUGAAAUAGAGCGGAUCAAAUUUAUAGUCAACACGCAGUCCGUCCGGUGGAGAAGUGGGGGCAGUCCGUUGAGUUUUUGUAUUUUUCUCCCGCGGAUUAUUGUUUUAACGUUACAUAACCGAUCCGUCUCAAAGAGGACAAAUCGGAGACGAAGAUAAAGAAAGAUGCCGCUUCUCCACAGAAAGCCGUUUGUCAGACAGAAGCCCCCAGCGGACCUCAAACCAGAUGAAGAAGUGUUUCUUUGCAAAGUCACACAUGAAAUCUUCAGGACAUACGAUGACUUCUUUGAGAGGACCAUCCUGUGCAACAGCCUGGUGUGGAGCUGUGCGGUGACGGGCAAGUCUGGCCUGACCUACCUGGAAGCUCUGGACUGUGAGAAGAGAGGUCGUCAGAGCCUCCAGAGCUUCCCCUCAGCUCUGGUGAUCCCCCUGCUGCACCUCACAGCCCUCACAUACCGUACCCGGCUCCAUGAGAUCUGUGAUGAUGUGUAUUCUUACGUCAAGGAGAGGUUCUUCCCCGGGGAGAUUGUGGACGUUGUGACCCGCUCCGAUACCAGGCAGUUAUGUGAAAUCCUGGAUGUGCAGUCUCCCCACCAUUCCAACGGGCUGGUCAAUGGGCAUGCCAAACUUCAGAUGGAGGGGGACUUCAUCGUCAUCAGUGACAGUGAGGAGGACGACACUCCUAAAAGCCCCAAAUCAAAGGCCAAUGGCAAGAAAAUGAAAUCUGUCAACCCGUCUGUGUUCAAGUACAAAGUACGGCCCAUCAAGGAAGGCAGUGUUCCCAUAUUCACCAAGGCUGGCCAGAUGAGCCGUAAGAAGAACACGUUUUCACGAGACAGACUAAAGCUGCUGCUCAAACAGCACUGUGAACCACAGAACGGAGUCGUUAUGAUCAAGGCAUCAACUGUUGCUAAGUACAAGUUGGCAGAACAGCACUUCUCCCAGUUUUUCCCUGACCAGCCGCCUGUGUUCGUCUUCAGUCCUCCUCCUAAAGGGCGGAGCAGGCCCAAGAAUGACUCUUCUCCUCUAGAGGCAGCAGAGGAAAAGCUUCGUCUGAUGCAGCAGAAAGAGGAGAUGAUGGCUACGGCACAUGAAAAGGCCAAUCGGGAGAGGGAAGAUGACCUGGGGGCCAAAAAGAAAGAGAGGGAGGACAAAGAAAAGAAGAGGGAAGAGAUGAAAAAGAUCUUUGAAGAGGAGAAGCAGAGGAGGAAAGAGGAGAAAGAACGCAUGAAAGUGGAAAAGGAAAAAGAGAGAGAGAAGCUGAAGGAGGAGAAGAAGAAAUAUGCAGAGAGACUAAAGAUCUGGAGCAAACCGAGAGAAGACAUGGAGUGUGACGACCUGAAGGAUCUCCCAGCCCCUGUCCCGGUGGAGACCCGUCUGCCUGCAGAGCUGUUCGGAGAUGCUCUCAUGGUGCUGGAGUUCCUCAAAGCCUUCGGAGAGCUCUUUGACCUCAAGGACGAGUUCCCAGAAGGCCUCACACUCGAGGUUCUGGAGGAGGCCCUGGUGGGGUCGGACCCCGAGGGGCCACUUUGUGAGCUGCUCUUCUUCUUCCUGUCGGCCAUCUUCCAGGCCCUGGCUGAGGAGCAGGAGGAGGUGGCCCGUGACCAGGUGGCGGAGGUUGAUGCCAAAGAUCUGAGUGAGGCUCUGGAUGAUGAUGCGGACCCCACCCAGUCGGCCAUCAGUGCUGUGGCUUCCCUGGCUGCUGCCUGGCCUCAGCUGCACCAAGGCUGCAGUCUGAAGCAGUUGGACCUGGACAGCUGUACUCUGUCAGAGAUCCUGAGGCUGCACAUCCUGGCAUCGGGGGCUGACUGCAACUCUGCCAACGCCAAGUUCCGCUACCAGAAACGUGGAGGAUUCGGCUCUACAGACGACCCCUGUGUUGAGCUAAGGCUGGCCAACCCUGGGUUGGUCAAGAGGCUGUCCUGCACUGCUGUCUACGACCUGCUGCCAGGUGAGAAGCUGAAGAUCCUCCAUGCGUUGUGUGGUAAGCUGCUGACUCUAGUGUCUACCAGGGACUUCAUAGAGGACAGCGCUGACGAGCAGAGACAGGCCAAGCAGGAGCUCAGGGAACUGAAGGCUGAGCAGCACCGCAAAGAGAGGGAAGAGGCUGCAAUCAGAGUACGGAUAAGGAAGGAGGAGAAGUUAAAAGAACAGGAGAUGAAAUUGAAAGAGCUGCAAGAGAAACAUGCAAAGCUGAUGGAAGGAAGAAACGGCGACAUGAAAACUGAAGAGAUGAACACCAGCACUGAGAGCCUGAAGGAGGAACAUCAGACUGAAGAUGAGGAGGAGCAGACGAUCAACAGGACUAGGAAGAGUAAUAGCCUUCAGUCCUCUUGGCAUACUGCUAGCAAUCAUAGAAAGCGUUCACAUGUGAUGGGCAGCAAUCUAGGCUGCUUCUCCUUGAAAGAGGUGAGCGCUGAGCAGCAGCCGAGGGAGAAGGAUCUCCAGGAGCGCAUCCAGAAGGUUGCAGCCUGCACUUAUAUCCUCCCCCUGGGGCGCGACCGCCUAUACCGUCGUUACUGGCUCUUCCCCUCCACAUCUGCCCUCUUCGUGGAGGAUGACUAUUUCGGCCUGACUGAGGACAUGCUGGAUCCCCAGGAACCGACCUCUGAACAGGAGCCAGCCAAGGCUGGGGAGAUGGAGGUGUCUCAGAACGAGGCAGGAGAACCAGAGGACCUCUCCCAGACAGGCUCUACCCCAGACCCCGACUCCAAACCCAUCCUCCCAGCCCCCGUCCAGAGCAGCUCUGCUCCCCCAGUGAACCGUCCUAACCACUGGGCCUUCUACAGCAGUCCCCAGGAGGUGGAGGCACUGAUCGAGGCCCUGAAUCCACGGGGUCACAGGGAGAGCACCCUGAAGGAGGUCCUGGUGCAGGAGAAGGAACGUAUUGCACAGCUCCUCGGUACAGCAACUGCUGACCGCUACCACCAGACAGAUAUUAAACCAGAGGUUGGUGUUAAUAAAGCGGUCUCAGCCAAGUCCAAGGCUGCUUCUGCUCCUCUCCCAGAGGGCACAGCGGCUCCUGCUGAGGACUUCAUGGGCAACAGGCUGAGAGACCUGUUGCUAGAUAUAGAGGACCGCAUCUACCAGGGUACACUGGGACAAGUCAAGGUGAUGGAGAGGAGUGUAUGGAGGAAAGCACUGGAGGAAGGCCACUAUGAACUACUGAGCCCUGAGCUGAAGGGGAAUGGUGUCACUAAAAGAGAGAACUGUGAUGUGGAGAACAUGGAAAUACAUUACUUGAAAAAAAACAGGUUACAGGUGUCAUUGUUCAGGGUACAGGAACUGAAGGGGGAGAGUAUGAGCACAGCGCCCACCAGCCCCAACACCCCUCAGAUGGUCAACAACACUGUCCACUACCUGGCUCAGGCCCUGGCCCACAUCCAACAGGGAAUUGAGAGAAAGUUCCUCAAGGCUCCACUAGGUGACGAAGACUCUAAAAAGGACCAGAAGGCAAAGAAGAAGGAGAAGAAAGAUGAGGAUCAACACAGUGAAGACACACUGGCCUCCGCUCAUCUCGCGCCCCUCCCCACCAUCUGUGCUGAAACGAGUGCAGCAACACAUCAUUGCAACGGUAGUGACAGUGGUCGGGUGGUGAAGACGGUCCAGGAGCGUUGGAGGGAGUCUCUGCUGGGUUGUUCCAGCAUGUCCCAGGUCUUCCUCCACCUCUCCACCCUGGAGCGCAGUGUCAUUUGGGCCAAGUCCCUGCUCCACGCCCGCUGCAAGGUCUGUCGCAGGAAGGGAGAUGCAGAGAACAUGCUGCUGUGUGACUGCUGCGACCGAGGACACCACAUCCACUGUGUCCGCCCGAAACUCAAGGCUGUCCCAGAAGGGGACUGGUUCUGCCCUGAGUGCCAUCCCAAACAGCGAGCCAACCGCCUCCCCUCCCGCCAACGGUCCUCUGUCGACUCUGAGGAAUUGGCGGAAGAGGAGGACUCUGAGGAAGAAGACUCUGGGGAGGAGACGACAGAGGAGAAUAGUGCCGCUAAAAAGGUCCGGACUGCUGUGCAACCUCCUGUGUCUACUACCAAAGGAAGUCGGUCGAACAGCAGGACCAACUCAAGUCAUUCCACCCCCCGGAGCCAGCAGACCACCCCCAAACAGGCCCUCUCAACUGGGAAGGGAGCCGCUUCCAGGUCCUCAGGGAAGAAGCCCACCCCAGUCUCCAACGGCAGACCUCCACCACGGCCAGGCAGCAGAGUCAGCUCCCGGCUCAGUCAUGAGAUAUUGGCAACCAACGGUACCUCUAGCAGGCCAGGCAGCCAGCCUGCUCCAUCUCUCUCUCUGGCAGACUCCCGUAAAAGACCAAUCUCAGCAGAGGUCUCCCACAAACCCAGGCUGGUCCUGACUCCCUCAGUCUCAGGUUCUUCUUCCAAUCGCCGCAGCUCAGGGAGGAACCAAGGAGUCCAUGAGCUGUCUGCCUGCGAGCAGCUGACUGUAGAGCUAGUCAGACAUGAAGACAGCUGGCCCUUCAUGAAACUGGUGUCUAGGACACAGGUUCCAGACUACUUCGACAUUAUCAAAAAGCCCAUUGCACUGAGCACUAUCCGAGAAAAGGUUAACAACUGUGCAUAUAAAACAGCCACGGCGUACGUUGAGGACGUGGAGCUCAUGUUCGCCAACUGUUUACAAUACAACCCUCAGCACACAAAUGAAGCUAAAGCAGGAACAAGGCUCCGAGCCUUCUUCAACUCAGAGAUUUCUAACCUGGGGCUGGCGGACCGGACCACUCCACUGAAGCGGUCCCGGAUGUAAAGCUGACUGACUGAAACUACUUGGUCGUAUUCAUUAAUGCACACCGUAGCAAAAUGUUUUUCGACAAAAACAAGUUUCUUAUUGGACAAAUUCAGGUAGUCCCUUCCUGUUUCGCUUUUGUUUUCAUCCAUUUGUUUUCUAGUGAAUACCAUCAUUCAUUGGAAAGUCUGAACAUUCCCAAAGCAUUGUGCAGUGUAAUAUCAUUCCCUCAAGAUAAUGCAGGAACAACUAACUCGCUGUGAAAGUAUUUGCACUGAAUAUUUGAAAACUACUCUUUUCUAUUCGUAUUCACUCAGGGAAAACGAAUUGUGGUUGGAAAUGCGUGUUUUUUAACAGUGCAUUUUUAUAUUUUGUAUCUUGUGAGCAUUUCUAGUCUUUGUGCACAUACUUUUCUUCAACCAUUUCAGUUAAUUUAGAUGACUUAAGUAUUAGCUUUAAUAUGGACAGUUUUGCAUUUGUUCGUUUCACAGUAGUGAACAGUAAAAACAAAUUUUGCAUGGACUGUUUCAGGUUCCCAUCUUUCAGGGAAACACUACACUGGAAUCUGAUUUACUGUUCCUUAUCUUAUAAUUCAUUGGUUAUUUAUUUUAGUUAAGCUAAGAACUUGCUUUAAAUUAUAUUUUUAUAGAACAUGUUUGUUUUUGUAAAGAAUUAUUGGCAUAGUUUUUAGUUCAAACUAUAGAAAACUGUUUGUGGUAGAGUUUAAAUACUGAGUUUUGUCCCCCUAACUUUCUCACCUCUGCUUUUGUAUUUGCUAUCGUGUAUAUUUUCUAUAUGUAAAAAUAAAUUCACUGUUUUAAUA
This is a messenger RNA of Salvelinus fontinalis (brook trout), 6333 nucleotides long. Its product is annotated as bromodomain adjacent to zinc finger domain protein 1A-like. The transcript is spliced from 27 exons. The coding region runs from base 942 to 5531 and encodes 1529 amino acids. Gene Ontology annotation, molecular function: protein binding. Gene Ontology annotation, biological process: chromatin remodeling. Lineage: Eukaryota; Metazoa; Chordata; Actinopteri; Salmoniformes; Salmonidae. The record is from RefSeq and is a predicted model, not a curated record.